Molecule: messenger RNA, 3948 nt
Organism: Loxodonta africana (African savanna elephant)
Lineage: Eukaryota; Metazoa; Chordata; Mammalia; Proboscidea; Elephantidae
Gene: AMIGO1
Product: adhesion molecule with Ig like domain 1
Exons: 2
Coding region: 189-1670 (493 amino acids)
Biological process (GO): brain development
Cellular component (GO): membrane
Molecular function (GO): protein binding
Source: RefSeq, a predicted model, not a curated record
GCCGGGCGCGGGCCCCUGCGCAAGGCGGGUGUCGUGACAGGCCGGCUGGUGCUGCGCCGCCCUGGGAGGCCGCGACGGAGCUCCCGGACCGGCCAUGGGCUGAGAAACGUCGUCUCCGAGCAGAAAAUGCCUGGGUGACGCCCUCCCAGAUCUUCCUUGUGGCCUUCCUCACCCUCUCCGUUGACACUAUGCAACCCCAGCGUGACCUGCAAGGCCUCUGGCUCCUGCUGCUGUCUUUGUUCCUACUCCUCUUUGAGAUGUCCAGAGCUGGCCGUCCUGUGGUUAGCUGUCCUGCUGCCUGUCUGUGUGCCAGCAACAUCCUCAGCUGCUCCAAGCAGCAACUUCCCAACGUGCCCCACUCCCUGCCCAGCUACACUGCACUGCUGGACCUCAGCCACAACAACCUGAGCCGCCUGCGGGCUGAGUGGACCCCCACCCGCCUGACUCACCUGCACUCCCUGCUGCUGAGCCACAACCACCUGAACUUCAUCUCCUCCGAGGCCUUUUCCCCGGUACCCAACCUGCGCUACUUGGACCUCUCCUCCAACCAGCUGCACACACUGGACGAGUUCCUGUUCAGUGAACUGCAAGCACUGGAGGUGCUGCUGCUCUACAACAACCACAUUGUGGAGGUGGACCGCUCUGCCUUUGAUGACAUGGCCCAGCUGCAGAAACUGUACUUGAGCCAGAACCAGAUCUCCCGUUUCCCUCUGGAACUGGUCAAGGAAGGAGCCAAGCUGCCCAGACUCAUGCUCCUGGAUCUCUCCUCCAACAAGCUGAAGAGUUUACCCUUGCCCGACCUGCAGAAGCUGCCCGCAUGGAUCAAGAAUGGGCUCUACCUGCAUAACAACCCCCUUCAAUGUGACUGUGAGCUAUACCAGCUCUUUUCACACUGGCAGUACCGGCAGCUGAGCUCCGUGAUGGACUUUCAGGAGGAUCUGUACUGCAUGAGCUCCAAGAAGCUGCACAAUGUCUUCAACCUGAGUUUCCUCAACUGCAGCGAGUACAAGGAGCGUGCCUGGGAGGCCCACCUGGGCGAAACCUUGACCAUCAAGUGUGACACGAAGCACCAAGGGAUGACCAAGGUGUGGGUGACACCAAGCAAUGAACGGGUGCUAGAGGAGGUGGCCAAUGGAACAGUGAGAGUGUCCAAGGAUGGCAGCCUUGUUUUCCAAAAGGUGCAGGUUGAGGAUGGGGGUGUGUAUACCUGCUAUGCCACAGGGGAGGCUUUCAAUGAGACACUGUCUGUGGAGUUGAAAGUGUAUAAUUUCACCUUGCAUGGACACCAUGACACCCUCAACACAGCCUAUACCACCCUGGUGGGCUGUAUCCUCAGUGUGGUCCUGGUUCUCAUAUAUCUGUACCUCACCCCUUGCCGCUGCUGGUGCCGGGGUGUAGAGAAGCCUUCCAGCCAUCCGGGAGACAGUCUCAGCUCUUCCAUGCUUAGCACCACACCCAACCAUGAUCCUAUGGCUGGUGGGGAUAAGGAUGAUGGUUUUGACCGGCGGGUGGCCUUUCUGGAACCUACUGGACCCGGGCAGGGUCAAAAUGGCAAGCUCAAGCCAGGCAACACCCUGCCGGUGCCUGAGGCAACAGGCAAGGGCCAGCGGAGGAUGUCAGAUCCAGAAUCCGUCAGCUCGGUCUUCUCUGAUACGCCCAUUGUGGUGUGAUCAGAAUGGGUUGGUGGGGAGAUUCUGCCCCAGGAGAGGUAAUGCACCCCUGAAGGAUAUGAGGGGAUGGAAGAGAGGGCUGGCUGCCCAAGGGAGUGGGUUCCCCCCGACCUCAAGGGAAUUGGUCACAGGUACAACAGCAAGCAAGACCCCAACCAGGGUGUGACUGCCAUGAUUUUCAAAUGUGGAUAUAUUAAUCCUCAGGCAAAGGCUACACCCUACCCAAAGCCCUGGCAAUUCUGAAUGUGCUGGAGGAGGAGGAGGAGGAGUGUGUCUGAGUUGGGUGGGAAUGAGGAUGGGGUGAGGGAAAAGCAGAUUCCCUGAACUUUUUCAAGAACAUCCCUAGCUCCUUAAAAGAAAAUCAUUUGGAAAAGAAAAUCAUAUUUUUUUCUAUCUCAGCCCACCCGCACCUGUGAUGUUGUGGAGGGUGGGGGUGGCCAUCCACAGGAGCCACAUUGGGGAAAAGCUGUAGUAUCUUUUUUGGCCAGGAAGUCACACUUCACAGCUGGGGAAAUUGAAAACCUUAGGAAAAUGAGUCAGGAAAGGUUAAGAGCUCAAUCACUUACACUUCCCAAAGCUGUUGUGAAACUUCCCACUAAUGCCUUCCUCUUUCCCAGUUGGCCUCGGGUGCAUGGAUCUUUGCAGGAGCCCUGGCCUGUUGCCCAUCAGAUAUGGCAGCCAAGUGAGAUGUGGCAUUUGUGCCUUGUUCUCUGACUAAUGGCACAGAGGGGCACAGCAUGAACUGAGGGGUCUGUGUCAUAGCAUAGGUACCAGCACAAAACUUUUAGGUGGGGUAUGAACUCCAGGUAAGCUAGCUUCCUGGUUUGUGAAACCCUUGAUUAGCAUUUGAUUCCUAGCACCUGCAUGGCAGACCAGGGUGGGAGCUGCUGAAGGCAGGGCUUUUAUGGAUGUUUGCCAGGAACAUGGGAUGUAGGGUCACUUCAUCGCUUCAACCUAGAAGGAUGAGGAUAAACCAGCCUCUGUUACAUAGUGUCCAGCUGGACCUACCUGAUUUUCUGUGUAUGCCAUCUCUUCAUUCAGUCUCCUUUCAAGCUUAGGUGGGAUUCUGAGUUUUCCCUAAUAUGCUGCUGUGCAAUGAGAGAAAGAGCUCAGGAAAGUUGGGCCCCACUGGGUUAGAUUGGGCUUGGGGAUAAAGGGGACCAGGUGUAUAUCUCCUCUAUGUUGACAAGGCUGCCUCACUUCUCUCUGAGAUCUCUCCCCAACUGCAAAGCCAAAGCAUGGGAUUUCCUCAUCUGAGGAGUUGAAAUUGGGUAGUCUCUGCCCCAGAAUGGCAACUUGAAGUGUAGCUUAGAGUUCUGUCCUCUCUACAGGGUUGCAGGCCAUCUGUGCUAGAGAUAGUCAGUGGCACUAAACUUUCAGAAAGGAGAGUCAGCUGCCCCCAUUCCUCUCAGCCAGAGGUCUGUGCAGUUGUGGUGGUUAGGCCAGAGGAGCUUCACUGAAUGAGCCCAACAUCCCAUCCAAGGCUGCAGAAUAUUUGGAUAUGGAAAUGACAGCUCCCUUUAACCAUACUUCAGGCCCUGGGAGGUGGUUGCUCUGAGAUUUGGCAGGGGGACGAGCUGGGCAUAAAUGAAAGUAUUCUUUGACACUGGUCUUUUUCAGUCUGUCCUCUCUCCCGCCAGCUUUUCUAUCCAUUGGAAGUUCUCUAGAGCCUCUAGGUAUCUGACCUGCUCUUUAGUUUCCAAGAGGUUAUUCACUGAGGGUGAGGUGGUUUGCCAGGAGGGCCUGACUCCAGCUGCCUAUUAAGACUGGGGAAGGGUAUUAGAACUCAAUAUCUUCCCCUUGUCUGUUCCUAGAAUAUGAAGACUGCUGUCUAUCCUUUGUUAGUGACCUAGUUUGUUGAGAGAGAGAGGUGCAGCAUUUCCCUCAAGUACUUGCAUGCUCAUAGGUAUGCAUGUUUAUAGGUAUGCAUGCACACAGCACCUUGACUUCCAUCAGGACAGUGAUUCUUUAGUCCCCACUAAAGUCUACUCUCAGAAUGGUCUCCACCUAUGUGUACUUCAUGCACACAAUUUUCUUGCCCUAUAGGAAAGACAGUGACCAUGCUAGGGUCCCCAGAUACACAAUCCUUUGUACUUUAAUUUCUGAACUCUCCAAAGCCUCACCUGUGUUUCCAUUGCACUGAAUCACUUGUCUGUAAAGGCUGGAGUUAGGAAAACCUCAGGCUGAAGACCCUGGGAGAAGGGGUGGUGAGGAGCUGGUGAGUUCUUCAAACUCCUCAGAAACCACCCGCGCUCCCCCCCCCCCCGACUAAAGACAA